This is a messenger RNA of Manduca sexta (tobacco hornworm), 3949 nucleotides long. RefSeq names its product TNF receptor-associated factor 4 (gene Traf4). Bases 311 to 1612 code for a protein of 433 amino acids. The transcript has 8 exons. Gene Ontology annotation, biological process: positive regulation of JNK cascade; regulation of apoptotic process; tumor necrosis factor-mediated signaling pathway. The record is from RefSeq and is a predicted model, not a curated record. NCBI's taxonomy places the organism in Eukaryota, Metazoa, Arthropoda, Insecta, Lepidoptera, Sphingidae. Gene Ontology annotation, cellular component: plasma membrane signaling receptor complex. Gene Ontology annotation, molecular function: zinc ion binding; protein binding.
UUGUCACCGCGCACUACAGCCGCGUCUGUCCGGUGACCAACACGCGCGUCGCGGUCCGCACGCUCUGACCAGCAGAGUCAACACGGAUCGAAGCGAAUCUUCGCGUUCCUAAUUUGAAUAAUUUUCAAAAUUGGAAUUAAGUGUUUGUAAAAAAAUAAAAAAUAUUUAAAAUAUUUUUUGAAAAUCGAAUAAAAAUAAUUUAGUUUAAAAAAGUUUGUAAUACAUAAUUAAAAAUAAAAAUUCGUCAAUUUGCAUAUUUAAUUGUGCGGAGCCUGAAAGUUUCAAGUGUAUUUGUGGCGACGUAAUCGAGAUGACCCCAGUUGGACUGUUAUUUAAAGUGAACAGCGAAGGCCUCUUCACUUGUCCAGUGAAUGCUUCGCCUGUCGACUACGCUAAGAUAUAUCCGGACCCUGAGUCUGAGAAGGCGAUAAUGGGCUCCGUGGUGUACUGCAUCCAUCACAAGGAAGGAUGCCAGUGGUCGGACGAACUCCGCAAGUUGAAGGCGCAUCUGAAUACGUGCAAGCACGAUGCGGUGCUGUGCGCAGCGCAGUGCGGCGCGAUGAUCCCGCGCGUGCUGAUGCAGGACCACCUGCGCUACACGUGCCCGCGCCGUCGCGCCAACUGCGACCACUGCCACAAGGAGUUCUCUGGCAGUGCCCUGGAGGAGCACCAAGGCAACUGCGGUCACGAGCCGGUGUACUGCGAGAACAAGUGCGGCGCGAAGGUGCAGCGGCGCCACACGCAGCAGCACCUCCAGCAGCACUGCAGCAAGCGGCUCGUGCCCUGCAAGCAUUGCGGCCAGAGGUACACACAGGACACGGUGUCGGCGCACGGCGCGAUGUGCUCGCGCGCGCCGGUGCCGUGCCCGCAGCGCUGCGCGGCGCGCGCGGUGCCGCGGGACGAGCUCGACGCGCACCUGCGCGACCACUGCGCCGCCGCCGCCGCCGCCGCCGCGGCCGUGCCCUGCGCCUUUAGAGAUGCCGGCUGUCGGUUCAAGGGUACAAGACAAGCAGUAGAAAGACAUACUGAAGAGAACUGCCAACAACACCUCGCUUUAGUGUCCGCCCUCGCCACACGACAAGCGCGCCAGUUGGACACACUCCGCGCGGCUGUCGCGCGACUGUCGGUCAACUGCUCCGGCGCCCUCGUGUGGAGGAUUACCGACUGGGCCGCCAAGAUGGCAGAAGCGAAGUGCAAGGAUGGUGUGGAGUUGGUCUCACCCGCAUUUUACACCAGCCAGUACGGGUAUAAGUUACAGGCGUCAUUAUUCCUGAACGGAAACGGCGCUGGCGAAUCCACCCACAUGUCGGUCUACAUCAAGAUCCUGCCCGGCGAGUACGACGCCCUCCUUCGCUGGCCGUUCGCCCACACCGUCUCCUUCACUCUCUUCGACCAGAGUUCAAGCCCCGACCGCGCCUGCAACAUCGUCGAGAGCUUCGUCCCCGACCCCACGUGGAAGAACUUCCAAAGACCCUCCAAAGAACCUGACGCGCUCGGCUUCGGAUUCCCGAGGUUUGUGUCCCACGAAAUGCUGAAGAAGAGGAACUUCGUGAAGGAUGACGUCAUGUUCCUCAGGGUCAAGGUUGAUCCGAGCAAAAUCGUGGCGGUUUGAAGGACCAAAUUAGGUUAGGAUCGGUGACAGUGUUUAGUGUUAAUUGCAGUUCACAACUAACGUAGAUUAAUCAUGUUUACAUGAUGCCGAAUCUCGGAUUUAAGAAUCUUUCCGCCAUUUUUCAUUGCCAAAUUCGUCUGCAUGUAGGUUUAAGUUUGGUUUGCAAUUGAUAUAAAUAAUUUCAAAUUAUGUUGGUAGAUACUAUUUGAAUGAAAAUAUACGCAGGUUGAUGUUGACACCAGUUUAAACACCCUUUUUGUCAAAUAAGGUGCCAAUAGUACUCAGAUAUGCUCACUUCCUAAUUUCUAGGUUUAAAAGUAAGGUAGAUAAUUGUGCUUUGCACAGCACAAAUCUGUUAUUUAGUAUUACAUAAAUUAAAAAGUCAUAGUUUAUGUGUAAAUAUAAUUAAGAUUUAUUGUAAAUAUUAAUAUUUAGUUGUAGAUGCGCCUGCGCAUAGUUGUUAUCCUUUCACUAAAGAUCUCUUGAGUUUCAUUGCCGGUAAAACAACAUGACCAACAGAAUAAUGUUUCAAAUAUGUUUCUGUGCCAUAAAAGAUUUCUUCGUUCCAAUUACUUAAUACAUGAAAAAUUAUUACUUUUCGAUAUACAUCGGACCGAAAAUCCGUCGCCAAAUUGCAUCCAAUAAAUUAAGUGACGGAAAUUCGGAGAUGUGUCCUUUCACAGCCUUACUCAUGUUGCUCUUAGUGGUGAAUAUGUAAAAAUAUAGGUAUUGUACGUCUUUUUCACCCAUGGUUAGAAAGAAAGUGACAAAUAGUUAUUUGAGGUUUCCUGGUUGGUUUAGUUUAAAUAGUAAUUAAUGUUAAUGCAGUAUAAAUACACACAUUUUUAUAGUGUUUCUGCAAAAAUUGUGUGUGCGUCCACCGAACAUGUUCAAACGCGUUUUUUUCUGCCUCGUGUGAACAUUUCGAAGGCUUUUUUAAAAAUGCUUUGGACUUCAAAUUAUAUUUUUCAUCAUUUAAAAAUAAUUUUGCAAUACGAAAAUUUUGUGUUUUGUAAAUAUUUAUCGAAUAUUAAUUUCUUAUGGCCGAUAUCUUUUGAAAUUCGUUCAAAUCGAAUUACAGCAAACCAUUCAUACCGAUGAUGAUGUUUUGUAAACAUUUAACCAUAUAUUCCGCCUAUUAUUGACUAUUCAAAUGGUAUGCAUACUCAAAGAAAAGAAUUUCAAAUAAAUACGUAAAGCUGACGCCUAUAUUUUCAUGUGAAGUUAGUCACAAGCGGGUCACAAUGCAGACAAAAAUACAUGACCAAGUGUUGCUACUAACUUCAGAUCGUUCAGUACUUUCAAUUUGAGACGCACUUCAGUUGGUCAUAACGGCAGAUCUUUGUACAUAAACUUUUAUAUUGUAAAUAGUUCAAAACAAUGUAAAUAUUUGUGUGUGAGUGUUAAAGGCUGGAGUUAGACCAAAGUGCUUUGAUUCCUUCGCGGCGUGUGUACAGAGCCUUAUGCGAGGACAAUCAACUUACGUCACGGCUUAAGCUGUAUGUAAUUUAAUUUAAGAGAGUGAAAUCGAAACUUAUGAAGGUCGAUAUUAUUGUAAUUAAGUGUGCAAUUAGUUUGAUAAUGUUUUUCAAUAGAUUUUGCAGUUUAACCAUGUAUUAUCACUUUCAUCACCGAUGGCGGUUAUUUUAAAUUGUAUAAUAUACAAAAAAAAUCUAUGUGACAGAUUUGAAUGUUGGCAUACUGCAUGGUCUAUUGAAGAAUAUAGUACACUGCCUGUAUUUCUAGUGUUAAGUCAUAGGAUAGAUUAUAUUUAUGUUAUAUUGCUAUCAAGUGACGCAAAAUUAAUAUUUCAGAUCUCUGAAACGCUUUCCCUUUGUAUUAAAUCUCAGCUGCAAUGUUACAUUCCAUUUAAAAUAUUAUUGAUAAGUCUGGAAAUGGAAAGAAACAUAUAUUAUUGUAAAAAUAUAAUUUAUUGUGAAAUCAACAAUAUGAUUUACAAAUCAAAGAAUUUAUCAUUAUUUCAUUUAUGGCGCCAUUUCUAGCCUUAAAUCUUUAAUUGUUAAAAAAUAUAAUUGUAUUAUUUUGUAUUUUUCCCGAAAAUUUCUUUCCUUUGCAUUACUAAUUUAUAAAAAAUGGCGUCUUUCACAUUUUACUUUUUGACAAUUUAUAUCUUUAUUUAUGGUAAAAGGCCUAACGUUUUUAUAUCUAUCAAAAUUAGCUAGUAAGCUAGAAUUAUUAUGUGUAAUGACAUGAGACUAAUUAAUCGAAUAUACAAGUCUAUAUUAAGACUAGAUGUAAGCGUCUUGUGGUAGUUAAGGUCACUGUAAACGGAAGAUAAUUUUUGAGAAAAAAAUAUAUUACAUUUCUUAUAAAAUA